UUAUUCACAUUGUGUGAAACCAUUUGUUUUGUAACAUACAUUUCUUUACAGGACAAGCAUGGUUUAGAAGAAAUUAAAGCUAAGCAAGCAAUGCAAGAAGCUUUACAAUUAAGGCUGAGUUUAGUAGGUGGAAUGUUUGACAUGAUUCAACGUAGUACAACUUUUACUACUGACUGGGCUAUAUUACUUGUACAGCUUAUUAGCUACGGGGUGGUUGAUCCUCAGAUUAAUUAUGAAUUGUUCACGACAGUUUUAGACAUGCUGGCUGCUCUGAUUCAUACUACACAAGUAUCAGACACUUCUAGUAGUGACCGAGGAGAAGAAAACCGAAAGCAGUAUCUUAACUUGGUUAAGAAAUUAAAGAAAGAACUGGCAGAAAAAAAUAAUAAAGCCAUUCUUAUGGUCAGACAGCUGCUGCCUCUACCAAAAUUGCACUGUGAAGUGAUAACCUGUGAAGCUAUGGGCAGUUUAAUCGAUACCAAAGGAAACAAAAUUGCUGGAUUUGAUUCUAUUGAUAAAAAGCAGGGAUUACAAGUAUCAGAAAAGCAGAAGGUCAGUCCAUGGGAUUUACUAGAAGGCCAUAAGAACCCAGCUCCACUCUCAUGGUCAUGGUUUUGGGCAGUGCGAAUGGAGAGAAAACCAUUGCGCCAUGAAGAAAGUCAUCGUCUUUUGUUAUGGCACACACAUUCUUUAAAGAAACCUAGUAGUUAUUACUUAGAACCUCCUCCCUUACCUGCUGAAGAACUGGAACCCCCACCUGAAAAACAACCUCAAAUACUUAUUGAAGAUAUUAAGAGGGGAAGAGAAACACCUCUGGAGCAAUCACCUAGAGGUAAUGCAAAAAAACCCAAACAGCAACAACGUCGACGUAGAGCUGCUAAGAUGGUAAAUGGUCAGGUUGAGAAAGAAUUUACUAAAGGCAAGAAAAGAGAGGCUCAUGGUAUCCGUCCUGGAAUGGGUUUUCCUGAUCAAAUGAUGUAUCAGCAAGGUCCCCCACAGCAAUGGUAUGGACAGCAACCCCCAAUGCAACAGCCACCAUAUUAUUCACCACAGCAACCAUUACCACCUGCAAGUGGUCCAAGAUUUGAACGUCCGCUUUCACAGUCCAAGCAAGCUCUUAGCACCAUGCUUCGGGCCCGACAUCCAUCUACUCAGUUUCUUCCUAGUGGCAAUACUCAACAUCAGGCUGGUGGUGUUAGUGCUGCUGGUGGUCCAGGUGGUACAAUGCCAGGCAGUAUGGGUGGAAGUCAUCUUGGAGGACCUGGAGCAGGAGGUCCUAUGCCUGGACAUCCUGGUAAUCAUCCUGGAGGUAGUGGACCUGCAGGUUUUUCCAUGGAAAUGAUGCAAAAGCGGCAACAAAUGAUGAUACGUCAACAGUUACGACCACAAGGGAUGCCUGGUGGCCCAGGUGGACCAAUGUAUCCACAUGGCAUGCAAGGAAACACAGCACAAACUGCUCCAUUACAUCAUUUACCCCCACAAGGUAUGAACCAGGGAUAUGGUAACUAUAGUGGCUCUAACAUGCAACCAAAUGCUAGUAUGAUGGAAUCUAGAAAUUCCUCAAUGCUUCCAACUAGUUUUAAUCAAUCAUAUGCCAGCCCACAGCCUGGACCUGGAAUUAUGGGGCCUAGCAGCAUACGCAACCAACAAGGGCAAUAUAUGCCACAACCUAAUAGGCCUCAAUAUGGCAUGGGGCAAGGAAAUAUGCAAGCUCCUAAUGUUACGAUCAAUACAAUGAGUGGUGGUUCUCAUUUACCUGUGUCUGGUUCUCAAAUGGUACAAAAUAGUGGAAGUAAUUAUGGCAGUCAAUCAAAUCCACAGUCAAUAUCUGCCAUGUCUGGUGGACCUUCAAGUCAAAUGCAACACAUGCAGCAAUUAUGCCAUCAGCAACAGCUGAUGGCCAUGCAGAAGCAACAACAUCAACAGCAGCAUCAGCAGCAACAACAUCAACAGCAGCAGCAGCAACAACAGCAACAGCAACAGACUGCUGCAUUAGUAGCACACUUAAGACAUAUGAAUUCUAGUAACCAAGGCACCCCUCAUCCUCAACAACAGCAUCAUCCAUAUCAUCAACCUGGUCCCUACUAAAAAUGUUUUGAUCCACAUUAAAAAUUUUUAAGAAGAAAGAGAUUCAUAUAGAAUGAUGUUAAGAUAAUGUGCUUAAAGUUAUUAGGUCUUAAAAAAUAUUGUUUGCAAGCCAAGAAAAGAAAUACUACUUUUCAAGCUAAUUUUGGUUCUUUAUUCCAUUUUCAAAAAAAGAAAAAGAAAUAGGUGUGUUGGAGAUGUGAACAAUCUAAGUUACUGAAUUUUAGCUGUUCCUGGAAGACUUACAUUAAGAAAUUUGCUCUAUAAUUUAUUAUAAGUGGCAUCUGAACUAAAAUUAUAGAGCAAAUUAUGUAUUAUUUAAUGUGAAUGAAUUAAGUUUUCUAUAUUGUAUUUUUGUGUCAUUAUUCUUUGUUUCAAGAAUUUGAUUUAUUAAAAAAAUACAAAAUGAAUUAAGUAGAAAAUAUUAUUAUAUUCAUUCGACAGAAUUUAGUAAACUUUCUUGCUGAAGCUGAAACUAAAAAUAUGCAGUGAUAUGUGCUCAUAAAAAAAGUAUUUUCAUUUAUCAUAUAUAUAUUUGUAAAUACUCAUGGCAGAAGAUCACAUUAAUAACUAAAUCAAUAAAACUGUUUAUGUAAUUCUGUGAAAAGAUCUGUCUAGUAAUUUUAUUUUAUGUUGUAUGUUUUUAAUUUAAGUAAAAUGUAAAGAGUAAGUGAUAUUAAUAUGGGUUACUUUUUUGUUUUUAUCUAGUUGUGUAUUGAAUUAAAAGUUUUGCAUCCUAUGUUCUUAUAUGAUAAUUCACCCCCAUCAAAAAUUUCCAGCCGUCCCACAAAAAAAAAAAAAAAAAAACAGUUUAUUUUUAAAACUUAUUAAAUAUACAACAGCAUUUUAAAAAUUACUGAAAGGAAAUAAUAGUAUGAAAUACUUUAUUAUUACUGUUAUUAAACCCAAUUUAAAUGUUAUUAAUUUCCUUGGGGAAAAAUUACUUGUUUUUUAAGAUAAUAUCAAGUUUGCAGAAGAUAUUUUCCUUGAUUAACAUGAUAUAGAAUGAUAUCAUAAUUAAAAUACAUAUAUUGUGAACUUUUCUGUUGUAUAUAAUUUUAAUCUGUAUUUUUGCAUAAUAGGGUUAUAAGCAAACUAACACAUUUGUGUAUAAAGUUCAAGAAAUCAUGUUUAUAUCGAUUUUGAUUUCUGUGUCAUGGGAAAUAAUCCCCCCUUCCAAAUUUUGAUACUUCCCUGGCUCAUUUAUAAAUUAUUUACCAGUUUAGGCAUGACAACUUUUACAGUAUGGUUUGGUUUACUCAUAUGUUGUCUUUUGUAUUUAUACCCUCAAAAUUCGGUCUUCAGUUACAAAACAUGUGUCUGAAUUCAUCAAACAUACAUACUAUUUUAACAUAAUACUAAAAAUAUUCAUUAUAAUUUUAAUCAGAUGCAUUUCUAUGACAUAAUUCUGUUAUGCAUUUUGUGUGAAAUUUGUGAUACUAUUAAUUUUUACAUUUAUAUGAAUUUUUCAGAAAAAAAAUGUAAGUUUUUUUGAGGAAAAAAUAUUUAAUUCAGUGGUUCUGAACCUGUUUUCCUCCGUGCAUUAAACAGCUAAAUAAAAGACUUCCAUCCCUUCCUGAAAUUACGAAAUUCUUCCUUGCAGGGAAAUUUCCCCUUGUUUGAGAACCUCCAAUUUAGUCAUAAGAAUUGUUUUCAUAGACUGUGUUUCUAUGCCCCCCACACACUUUCUUAUAUCAGUUUUCUUAAUGCUAAAACAUAACACAGGUGUUUUAAAUACUUCUUCAAAUAAUUUGUGAUCAGCUAAUCAAGAUUUGGCUGUUGUUACUUAUUUUAAAAAAAGUUUCAUAUUAAUGUCAUUAUUUGAAAUGCACUGAUGAAUUAUCCUUCUACAUGAUAAGAAUAUUACUGAGUUUUAUUAUAAAUUGGCAAUCAAGAUAAAUCCAAGGUAAUCUAUCUUGUUUUAUGUUUCAGAAUGGAUAGGGAGGAAAAGCUUUAUUAGUUUAUUUAUAAAUUAGAUUUUCUUUAAGGAUUAAUUAUAUUCAAAUAUAUUAUUUAAAGCUUUAAAUUUAAUAUAAUUUGUAUUCCAUGAAUCCAAUAUGAUGUGAAAAAUUUUUUAGAUAACAAAAUUUAGUGGUUUCAUUAAAAACCUUUUUUUUUUUUUUUUUUAAUUUCUGUAUUCAUUUUCAUGUUUAGAUUAUAUUGAAAUUUCUAUGCUCUGGUUUUUGUAUUUAGUUCUUGAAACAUUGGAAGUAUUUAUGGGACCAUAAUUAAAGUGUAAUUGUUGAUUUUAUGCAUUUUUAUUUUUUUGUGUGUGUUUUGAAAUCACAUGUUAAAUUUAAGUUAUGUAAUAUUUAUUUUAUGAAGUUUUAGAUUUAGUAUCAUUCUACUUUUACUCUUUAAGUAUUAUAAACAAUUAAUUUACUGUAUAACUGAAAAGAAUGUAUGUGUACAUUUUAUAUAUUAAGGCCAAUGUUAGUUGGGUGCAUUUUUUUGUAUGCAGUGAUAAGCCUAGUGCAGGCAGAAGAAAUUAGAGGCAACCGAUUUUUUUAUAAUUUAGAUAUAGCAAAAUUUUUAGAAUUUACAGAUGAUGAAAUUUUAAGAAUUUAUGGAAACAAUGGGAAGCCUAAUUGUAGUGGGUGACAAAAUGCUUAGCACCAGCCCUGUGUAUUAAUUUCAGUUUUUGUUUUUAAUCAGCUUUGAUUAUCGUAUCAUUUUGAAUUUUUUACUAAACAAACUUGUGCAUAAAAUUUAAUUUGAUCUACUAAAAAUGUUUGAUUUUUUGUACUUCUUAUUUGAUAACACAUGUAAUAAAUAUGUAAGAAAUUUUUUGCAUAGUUUUUUUAUGAAAGUAGAUAUCAGUAUCUGGUAUAUCCAUAAUAUGUACUGUUUUAGGAUAAAGGCUCAUCUCCAAGCCAUUAAACAUCCCUACAUAAAAGCAUUCAGAUCACCUUAUAUUUGGGGUAAACGUGCACAAGUAAAUCAGAUCAAGAUUAUGUGUGUGAAAUUUUAUAACAUUAUUUAUUUAAUUAAUGUAUAUGUUCCAAUAAGAUUGUAAUUUAUUUAAAGUUUUAUGUGUUUUAGGACUGAAAGUGAAAACUAGCAAAUUAAAUCUUAUCUUUAUUUUCAACUAUUGUUUAUUUUAGUUAUUGUUCUGGUGGUGGGAGAAAAGCAAUAGAAUGCUAAGUAAAUACUGAAUUGCUGUAGAGGUGUGCUCAGAACUAAAAUGCUAUUUUUAGGCAUAAAUCUUUAUACAAAUACACAUACAUAUUUUUUUACAUGUAUGGAUUCAGUCACAAAACAUGCAGAAAUGUUCUUUAUUUCUUAAAACUUUAAAUGUAUUAAAAAUUUAAAUUAUAUCUCCUUUUUUAGAAAAAUAACAAAUAUUUGAUUAGAAAAAAAGGAAUAUAUUUGUAAUGUGUGCAAAAAUACUUUAUAAGCAUGAUAUCAUUACAGAAAUGCAUUUUUAUUUAUUUAAACUGAAAAUUUAAAUCAUGUUUAUAGUCUGUUGCUUUAAACUAUUCACUUUUAAGGUUCUAAUAACCAACCUCUCAUUAAUGAUUGUAUAAUGCAUUGUCAUUAUUGCUUAAAGGAUUUAGGAAUUUGUAACAAACUGGAGGACUCUACCCUCUAUGCAGCAUUCGUUACCCUAGUUAUGAAGCAAGCCAGGAGGGAAAAAAAUUGUCUUAAAUUGUCAAUUUUAAAGGAAUAGAUUAUAGUAUUAUUCUGUAUUUAUAAAAUAUGUAAAGUUUAUUUUCUAAUUAAAUCCUUCAUUAGUGAUACUUUUAAUCAGUUGAGCUAUUUUGAGAACUGUCAACGCAUUUAAAAGUCUCAUCAUUUUAGAGGUUAAUAAAGUUACCCUAAAUUCUGGCAGAACAGUUCUUGCAAUUUAAAACAGAAUUAGAUGAUCAGAAUUUUUUGACAUUUUUAUACUGAAUUUUGAAUACCAAAAUUUAAUACAUUUAAACUUUGUAAUAUUUCUACUUAAUAUCUAAUAAUUUAGUUAUUGAAAAGAAUGCCAUAAAUUCAGCAUUUGUCGAAUUUAAUUGAAAUGUUAGAUGGUGAAAUUGCCAUCUAUUUCCAUGAGACAGAGUGUUCUUAAAAGUUGGCUACAGGCUUUGUUUCUGAAGCUCUUAAUCCUAGGCAUGUACAUUCAAUUAUAAAAAUUCUGUAAAUAAAUUAGCAAAUUUUAUGAGAUCAGUUUCAGAGAUAGAGAGGAAUGGUUUUCAAAUAUAAACUAGUAGCAUUUAUAUGGUCUUUACAUAGUGAAAUAUAUUUUAGGCCUUUACUGCCAAGUUGUACUGUUACAUGCAAAAUUCUAUAAUAUGUAAACAAUUAAUUUUGGGGGUAUAGUUAAAACUUUACUAAAGCUGUUUUUUUUUUUUUUUUUUUUUUUUUUUUCUGUUUGUUUUUUUUUUAAUUGCUUCCUGAUAUAUAGAUUAAACUAAAGAAGUAUUUAAUUUUAAUCAUUAUUAUCCUUUGAAAACUAGUCAAAACCGGUAAGUAUUUUUUGUAAUACCUUCUUGAAUUUUGAACAUAAAAAAAAAUGAAAUAUUUUUAUUUAAUUUUACUAAAGUAUUACAAAUACUUAAAAAUUUUGACUUUCUGCUCUAGGGAGAUUGUGUAUUCCCCCCCCCCUCCAAAUUGAAAAUUCUAUUCAUAGGGGUGAAAUUUUUCUCAUAACGUUUUCUAUUUAGAGAAGUUUUGUUAAUUAAAGUAUAUGCCUAGGAUCAGUAGUUAAGUGUAUAAGGCCUAUAUCCAUUUUUCAUGAACAUCCAUAUAAUUUGUGAUGCAAAAUGUAGAGUGCAUUCAAAAAUACCAUACUAUAUAUUUUCCUGUAAACUACAGACUCAUUAAAAGUCCUAUGUUAAGUAAAAAGUAUUUUUUCUGUGAAAUGCCUUUUUUUAAUUUAUUUAUUUUUUGUGAUUUGAAAAAAAAAAUAAAUAUCAUAAUUUUAAUAGUUACCUUUUAAUUUGUGAAUUUUAUAUUUAAGUUUGCAUCUAUACUUUUAGUUGUUAUAAAAGUUUUUUUAUAUAACACAUUGUUUUGUUUUUUUCCCCAGGAAAUGGGAAAAUAAUUGUUUAACUCAUUUAUAAAAACAAUUCUGUUCCAUUUUUAAAGCUGUUAUAAUGAUUAAAUAUUUUAUUUAUCUUACUUAGAAAACUUACUUAACCUAUUUUGACAAAAUUAUUUUGCAGGCAUAUGUUCUUUUUCCUGUCUAAAAAUUUUUAUGUACAUUUUUAACAUGGUAUUGUAUACUGCUGUUUCUUUGUUUUGGAAGUGUAAAAAUAAGUUUUAUAAUAGUAAUUAUCUUUUUUAUCUGUAUGUUUUUAGUUUUUGUCAUUAAAACUAUUUAUUAUC
Molecule: messenger RNA, 7404 nt
Organism: Stegodyphus dumicola
Lineage: Eukaryota; Metazoa; Arthropoda; Arachnida; Araneae; Eresidae
Gene: kto
Product: mediator complex subunit kohtalo
Biological process (GO): positive regulation of transcription by RNA polymerase II
Cellular component (GO): mediator complex
Molecular function (GO): transcription factor binding; transcription coactivator activity
Source: RefSeq, a predicted model, not a curated record